AGUUGAGUGAGUGAAUGUAUAAAGAAGGUAUCUAACUUUGUUUUAGGAGGACCAACUUUGGAUAGAUUUGGAUGUUUCAAACUAUUAUAUAGUAUCGAACUUUCUAAAAUAAAAUGAUAGUUGUGCAUUUUAUUAUAUAGUAAUAACUAUUAACCAACUCCAUAGAGUGGAUGUUACAAACUUCUCUCGGGAGACGCCAAAGAAAGGGAAAUGGUUGAGCCAUUUUAUCGAACAAGUAGCAGGCAUUACCCAGAAAACGUGUUCUAAAGCAUAAUAACCAGUCAUUUUAUUUGUAAAUUAAGUGAAGUCGUGGCGUGCAUUCACUGGGACAUUGUUGCUAUCAACAGAAUGGAAGAAUUGUUGAAGAACCGCUUGUUUGCUAGUCAUGCCAUUGCUGCUGCUGGGUCAGUCACGUUAGGCACAGCUCUUACUUACCCACUUGAUACUUUCAAAGUGCUUGUCCAGGUUGGUUCCAGUUCCAAUAAACCAUUUACUUUGCAUCAGGUUUUAAAUAGAGUUCGUUCGUCAUCUGGGUAUUCCGGCUUGUAUAGUGGCUUUGGGUGGUUGACCUCUGGGAGAAUAUUUGGACUUGGAACUCGAUUUGGGAUCUAUGAGGUUUUGACAGCUUUUCAUAAAGAUGGUCGAGAAGACAAUUAUGUGUAUGUCUCUGAGGCCCUUAUGGCAGGAAUGGCAGCUGGUGCAAUGGAGGCGGUCAUCAGCUCUCCAUUUGAACUUAUUAAACUCCGUGCACAGGUUACCUCUGCAUCACGUCUUCCAAGAUCUACCUCUGUUACAGGAAAUAAAGCUGUUUCACCUCUAAUUGAUAAAUUAUUACACGGAUAUACUCCAGAUAAGAUAGCGUUGAACAAUUCUGCUGCUCUUUUGUCCACUCUAUCUGCUAAACACCCAAAUCUUGUUGGCGCCUUGCAAGAGUAUCCUUGGAUGAUGACUGGGUCUGGGAAGGCACCAUCAGUCUCUGAUGUUCAGAAGACGUCAAGCAUCAUCUCAUUGGAAGGAUGGGGUGCAUUAUGGAGAGGACUCCGGUCAGGAAUUGUUCGAGAUUCAGUUUAUGCUGGGAUUUUCUUUUCUAGCUGGCAAUUCCUGCACCGAGCAAUGCUUGAGUGGAAGGCAGUAGGGAUGAAUCCUUUACCCAGGUCUGAUGAAGAAAUUGGGCCACUCUCUCCUGUAGCUGUUAGUCUUGCAGCUGGAUUUUCUGGUCCUGCUGCUGCUGCUGCAUCUCAUUGUUUUGACACUGCUAAAAGUCGAUCACAGUGUACUGUGCUGCCCACGUAUAUUUCCAUGGAAAGGAGGCUGUUGAAAUGGAAUCGACCAGGGAAGAGGUUUGAGAGACUCACAGGGAUCCACCCGGCAGAUAGGAAUAUCUUGUUCCGUGGGAUAUGGUUGCGUAUGGCUCGUAGUGGACUAGCAUCAGUUAUGAUUGUUGGGAGCUACUAUUUGGCUGUUGAUCACCUUGUUCCAGAGUGAACCAAUGAAAAAAAAAGAAGCUAAAACGGUUUAAGAAUUUAUUUACUGAUAUUCACUGACCUCGCAUUUUUUAUACUACUGCAGUUUAAUAUCCCUUAGGAUUGCUUAGGCGAUCAAAGUCCACUACAUAAUGCAACUGGAAUCAAAUUUUCAUAUGAAUCCUGGCAAGUGAUGUAAUAAUGGGAGGUAGCUGACCAGUUGAUCUGAACAGAAUUUCUCUUAAAAGGCAUACAGGCCUCAUGUAGGUCUUUAUAUUUUUCUUUACCUGUAAGUGCUGUAGUAUUUGUUACUGCAUACCUAUCUGCUAGAGUUGGCAGGAGUUCUGUUUUCUAUUUACUAGUACUCAAAAUUUGAGCUGUAAGCUGCUUAUAUUUUUGAAGCCAAGGAUGUAUCCGCUGGAGAUGUUGUAUUAUGGACCCUUACAGGAUGCAUACUGGGAAUUCAUAUAAUCUUUAGGGCUUUUUCCAGUUGCAAGCUAAAUUGAAGCUCAGAAAAUUACUUUACUUCA
Ricinus communis (castor bean) is the source of this 1993-nucleotide messenger RNA. RefSeq lists its product as uncharacterized. Bases 349 to 1485 code for a protein of 378 amino acids. The transcript has 6 exons. NCBI's taxonomy places the organism in Eukaryota, Viridiplantae, Streptophyta, Magnoliopsida, Malpighiales, Euphorbiaceae. The record is from RefSeq and is a predicted model, not a curated record. Gene Ontology annotation, molecular function: transmembrane transporter activity. Gene Ontology annotation, biological process: transport.